This is a messenger RNA of Dreissena polymorpha, 3876 nucleotides long. Its product is annotated as ileal sodium/bile acid cotransporter-like. Gene Ontology annotation, molecular function: bile acid:sodium symporter activity. The transcript has 4 exons. The coding region runs from base 124 to 1236 and encodes 370 amino acids. Gene Ontology annotation, biological process: bile acid and bile salt transport. Gene Ontology annotation, cellular component: membrane. The record is from RefSeq and is a predicted model, not a curated record. Lineage: Eukaryota; Metazoa; Mollusca; Bivalvia; Myida; Dreissenidae.
AUAACUGCUAUCAUUUUAUCUUUCUUGGUGUCUAAUGAUAACAACUAAGGUAUCUAAAUAUUAGUGUCUAAGAUUAUUUCAAUGCAUUCAUAAAAUCUAAUGUGUUAACAAAUUUUAUACAUAAUGGAUGUACAAGAGCUCGGAUCAGGGCCGUUUACAAACCGAUCUCUACACGAUGUGUUUGGAAACGUGUCAACGCAGAGUGACAUGGCAUUUGACCUCAACGUUACAAACUCGACGCCAAAGACGGGUCCGGGGCCAAACACUCUAAAAACCGUUUCAGACGUUGUUUUAACAACGACGCUUGUUAUCAUCAUGCUCGGGAUGGGAUGUACCAUAGAGCUGGGCAAGCUACUAAAAUACAUGCGGAGACCAGUAGCCCCUGCGAUAGGCAUGCUUGCGCAGUUCGUCGUUCUUCCGUUGGUCACAUUUGGGUUUGCGCAUGCGCUGCAGCUUACGGAAGAGGCGGCUAUCGGCAUGCUUGUGAUGGGCACGUGCCCUGGGGGCGCCACCUCUAACAUGUUUUCAUACUGGGCGGACGGAGACGUUCCUUUAAGCCUCACUAUGACGACGCUUGCCACCAUGCUGGCGCUGGGCAUGAUGCCUCUGAACGUGUGGAUCUACAGCCGCUCCUGGACCAGCGAGCGUCUCGUCAUUCCAUACGUUAACAUCGUCAUUUCUCUCGCAAGCACCGUCGCACCGGCGGCUGUGGGCAUCUUCAUCCGCUGGAGGUGGGAGAAGCUCGCCAUAAAAAUGGUUCAGGUGGGGAGCAUAUGCGGAGCCCUAGCGGUGGUUCUGACCAUGACCCUGAUGAGCCUCCUCUACCCGUUCAUGUACCGGUCCUCCUGGAAGAUCUACGUCGGGGCCUUCUGGUUGCCAUUUUUAGGCUUCGCAUUCGGCUACGUGGUGGCCAAGAUAUUCCGAAUGAACGCUUCUCAUGCGCGAACGGUCGCCUUGGAGACGGGCAUUCAAAACUUUCCGCUGUGCAUGACGUUGAUCAGUUUGUCAUUUCCAAAGCAUAUCAUUCCGAAGAUAGCGUUGUUUCCACUCCUCUAUGGCGUGUUUGUUCUUACGAACAGCUGUCUAUUUGUGUUAGGGUAUCAUAUACUGAAGAGGCUGAAAGUAUGUUCUUCGGACUCAAAUGAAAGUACUUUCGCCGCUGUCUCUCAGAUUGAAACGGAUGAAAUGUUGUCAAUGGAAAUAAAAGCUGUUAAAGCAUCACCAACUAAAGCAUAACAUACAACUCAAAGAAAUACACAUGAGCCGCCCUUUUGGAAACCGCUCUUAUUGCGCAGGCUAAUCUGGGACGACACGUUCCGCAAAGACCUGAUUUUUGUGUUAAGAAAAGGCUUCUUUUAAACGCAAAAUGCCAUCAAAGAGGAACGGUAAGUCCCUGAUUAGCCUUUGCAGACUGCAAAAGCUUAUCUGGAAAGAUACUUUACGCACAUUUUUAAGCCCGGUUUUUCAAGAGACCGACUCAUUGUCGUCGCUCUGGAGAGCGUCGACUAGUAUGUAAUUCCUUUUUUUCGCUUAUGAGAGAAGAUAUUUUACGGAUCAAUGUAUAUAUUUGUGUUUUAAGAAUAUCUUGCAUAAUGGUGAUUUUUUGUGUAAAUUAGUGAAAAUAAGUACUGCAUUUGUGCCUAUUACAUUUAUUACAACAUUUAUUGCCAAUAAUGCAAAGCUAAUUGUUUUAAUUAAUAACUGAUCCACAACUGAUCACAGGGGAAAUAUCACAGGGACUGGGAAAAUACGCGAAACUUUCUGGUUUUGUAUAAAAACAAAACAUAAUCAAAACAUAUUUAUUUUUUGGUUAUUCUAAUUUGCUUAUUUAGUGGAGAAUCAAUGUAGUACGAUAUUUGACGACCUAUCGCGCAAGCAAGUUUAUUGGAAGGCGUAGUGGUACAAAAACGUACAAUGUAUUAGCUUAUUAAUAGACAUAUAAUAACGAUCGCUAUACACAACUUCACCAAAUAGCAGUACAUAAAUGAUGUCAGCCGGAAAAGCUCAGUUGGGAGAGCGUUAGACUGAAGUUGUUUACGCAACAAUCAUCUUAAGGCCCCCGGUUCAAUCCCGGGUUCCGGCACGAACGGAACAGUUCGGCGGCUGACAGUUUUUUUCAGUCAGGUUAAUAAAUAUAAUAAAGCUUUAUUUUAUGUAGACAUUUUAAAAUCCAUUUUACUACAAUUGAACAUUUUUAUUAAAAUUAAUGGAUGCCGCGUGGUGACAACGUUAAUUAAAAUUUCUUACAUCACUUUAUUAUCUUAUAAAAAAUACACGUGUUUUUAUAUUAACAAAUAAAUGCAAACAACACAUCUAUUAUCCAUGUAUUUUUAUGGUUGUCUAUCAUAGGCCCUAAGUACUAUCCCUACCACAUAUAGAGCGCGAAGCGCGACACGUAUUAUUGAUUGUAACAAUGAGUUGCGAUAAAGGAAGCAGCUGCUUAUCAAGGAUGAGCUGUGUCCCAGCAACCCGUUACCCUAGAGUCAAGCACUCCUCGAAGUUUUUUUUUAAGAACCACAUAUAGAGCGCGAAGCGCGACACGUAUUACUAUCCAGGAGGUAUGGGCCCUUUAGCAUUAUCCGACCAUUACGUCCAUGGCUUUCUUCCUUAUAAUUUGAGAAAUUUUAAAUCGUUGUUCGUGGUCUAAAAUCUUCAUCCGAUUGUCCCCAAACUUGCACAUGUUUUUUUAUCAAUGAGGACCCAACCCAUACUCUAUAUGAGCAAUAUCGGACCAUAAGUCCAGAAUUAUGUCUCUUUGAAUUUAGAAAUAAAAGUGAAAAACUGCUUGGUUAGGUGAUUAUGUCAACAUUUUUCGUCAGAUUCUUUCCAAACUUACAGUGUCUUCAUAUCAAUGGGCAUUUUUACCUCGUUUAAAAUGAGAAACAUCGGGACAAUAAGUCCAGAUUUUUUCUAUUAAAUUUGACAAAAUAAACAAUUUCCACUUGUUUUGUCUGAAUCGUUCCAAACUUGUUAAGUGUUUUUAUAUCAGUCUUACGGUACUCGAACCCUAUUGAAAAUGAUGAAUAUCGGAGCAAUAAAUCUAUUAUGAUCUUUUACUGAAUUUCAAAGUAUUGUGAAAUGCAGCUUCUUUAUGCAAUUUACAGUUUUAAUUCUUCUAUUUUUCAAACUUUUACAGUGUUUUCAUAUCAAUGAGUACUCAACCACUAUCGUAAAUGAGCAACGUAAGAAUAAGUUCAGAAUCAUCUCCCCUUAAAAUUGAGAAAAAUAUGAAAUUACGCUUUAAUACAAGAUGAAGCAGAUUUUUUAAAACCUACACAGUUCUGUUCCAUUAAUGAAAACUGCACACGGAUGCCAGUAAAAAGGAAACCAAUGUUAAUAAAAUGAACUAUGAAAUAUUUGGGGGUUACAAGUUACAACAUAAAAUCGUAGAUAAUGGUUAUUUAGGAGCUAUAACACAACAUCAUAAAUAAUGGUUAUUUGGGGGUUACAACACAAAAUUAUAGAUAAUGGUUAUACCUGUAUCUUUUUCUAUUUUGUGUAAAAUAAUCGGCCAAUAUAUUAAUAUUUACAGUAGAAAAAAAUUCGUUCCAUGUAACUUCAUUGAGUGCCUUUUACACUGAAAUUCCCGACGCCCUUUGAUGCUUUGCAUCAAUACUUAUCUUGUAUGUAUCUAAAACUAGUAUGUAUCAAAAUUAUAAUGAAAGAGAAUCUCCAAACCAAUUGAUACAAUACAUAUUUAGGAAAUUAUGUACAAUGUUUUUGUUUACAUCAGAUAGAAUUAAUGAAUUAUAAUUAAAACUAUGGCAUGCGCCUUUACAAUAUUUGUUUCUUCGAUAUAUGUUAAUAAGGUAAAGUAGAGUUUUAAAAAUUGUUUGUAUGUACUUUAACAAUGAAUACAAACAAAUGCGUAAAAUG